GACGAGAUUGUUUCCAUGGCUGACUCCACCACCACCAUCGAUGACAUUGAAGGAGAGCUCUUCAAAAUCGAGAGGAUCAGGGAGAUCCUGGUGAGGAGGGAGUCAGAGCUGCGGUACAUGAUGGAUGACAUUCAGCUUUGUAAAGAAAUCAGCCGGCUGAAAAAAGAGCUUCAAAAGCUCAUAGCUCUUCCAGAGAAUGAGAAGUCCAACGAGGAGAAGCAGAGGGAAGAGGAGCUGGUACAGCAGAUACACAAGUUGGUGGAAACACGGGAUUUCCUGGUGGACGAUGUGGAGUUUGAGAGGCUCAGGGAAAGGGAAGAAGACAAGGAAAUGGCAGAGUUCCUGCAGAGUAAGCUCUCCAAAAGCUACUUCCAGAAAGGAACUCCUGUCAAAGAGAAGAAAAUGACUUCCAGGGGGCAGCAAACCUCUGCACCAUACAUGACCAAAACGGGCCUCACCCUGCUCAAGGAGUGCUGUGGCUUCACCUGCUCCAUCAUGUAGGACAGCCCCCAGCUCCUCUGCACAGGACAUGACCAUGGUCUCCAGCCAGAAUCCACAAUCUGCUCUCCUCCGAGAGUUUCAAUUUCUCAUCAUUGUUCAUGCUUCCCACUGCAGCACCACCACCAAAGAGACUUCCCAAGCAGGCUGGUGCAAGCUUGAAUGAUGGCAUUUGUCCUUAGUGCCACGUCAACUGUCGUCUCCUCCAUGACAUCAACAAACACCAAAUUCCACCUGAGCUCAGCUUGGAGGAGGUGUGUUGCAGCUGCAGCAAACAAGUUCAUGACAAAGAAGACCAGUGCAGUCCUUCACCUGGACAGAGUAAUAAAAAAAGCACUGGGAGCUAAUGUAUGGAGAACAUUGUGCUCCACCCUCCAGGAUAUGCUGUGGCCACAGAUGAUGUCUCAUCCUUAGCCUUGUACCACCUUGUGAGUCUCUACGGGCAGUUUCGUGAGGACUCUUGGUGGGGAAUGUCUGGUCUGGGUUUUGUUGUGUUUGCAUUGGUGUUAUUGCAAGGUGCUCCAUGGCUUUGGGUAGAGCUGAGCAAAGUGUGAAGGUCAGUCCCUAGAGCUGGCUGAAUGAAGGGCUAAUUCUUGUGAAGUUAUCACCUGAGCACAGACCCAGCAUGUUGAACUGUGAGCAGAUGAGUUACUUUCUUCACCUCACUAUUACUGGAUUCAGUUUUCAGCUCCAAGAAAAAGGAGGAAAUUAAAGCAAAAGAGAAAAUUCUGAAGAACAGGGCAAUAUGCAGAAGGAAAUGAAAACCAAACAGGAGAUUGCAAUAGUGGCAAGGGAAGGUGGAGACAGCAGGUGAAAGACACUCUCACUGCCAAGAGGGCAUUCAGUCCUGCUCUCCAGUGCUCAGACAGUGCCUCUGGGCUUGGCACCAUGAGCCAGACUCAUGGCACCCUGAGGUCAUGCAGUGUCUGGGUUUCUGUUGUCCCUUCUGAGCAUCCACCCGUGUUGAGGUGGCACAGCCAAAGCUGCUAAUGCCCAUCAUGGUAGGACAGGGGCUGUUUCCUUAUGGGUGUGAAGGCCUCUCACAUCUCCUGCCCUGUAAGCUGCUGUGGUGUCACUGGGUGUCCUGGCGUGGCCUUCCCUUUGGGUGGCUGCCCAAGAGCUCUGGCUGCACCUCUGGCCAAAAUGCUGAUUCCUCCAGCUCAGUCCUGCUACAGCUUGCUGUAGGGUCUGGAGAUGGUGUUCCUGCCUGGGUCACUGUCAGACAUGCCCAUGCCAGUGAGAUGGUCACAACUCAUUUGGCUCUUUCCAUUGCACCUAAUAGCACAUUCAUCCUUAUAAAAUACAAUUCAGGUGGAAUACUUACAAGUGCAAUCUCAUAAUCAGGUCCAAGUUCCUCCUGCAUUUCUUUUUCAGCACUGCCAGAAAACCCAGUGUGUGGGAACCUGUUCUCCAACCUUUGCAAGGUGGUUCCACUCACUCGUCCUUCCUGAGCAAUCUCAUCCCCAUAUGGAUCUUAACAGCAGCUGGAAAAGUCCAAAAGCCAAACCAGUCCCUCUGCACACUCACAAACCAGAGUACAAGGCCUGAAUGGGUCAACAUGACACCUGGUCAUCUCUAGCAAACUUGACACCACUUUGGUCUGUGUCACCUCUGAGUUGACUUCAGUGAUCUCAUUCUGAAGCCUGCUUGCAUUGUGCUGCCCAAUGUUAAUGUCCUACAGCGUCCCACAACCACCAUCUGCCAGUUCAUGGUCUCUCUUUGCUUAGUGGAGGCUUCAGUGUGGGCUGGAGAGAGCAACAUGUAGGUCACAGCGACAAAUUAAGUCACAGAGAGCUCCUCUCUACUUUGUCAACCCUGUGUGAUGGAAUGCGGUGCAGUACACAGCCGGGGCUGUUGUCCAAGCAGUGGUGACAGGCCAUCAUCAGUAGCAUCCAUCCUGGAAUUGAUGGGAUAGAUUUGGUCACUCACUCCCUGCUCUUCCAGAAAGUAUUCAGUGGCUGCUUUGCUUGGUCACUCUCUAGUCACGGACGUGGUGCUACGGGUGUUUGCUUUGAUCCACACAGCCCAAAGGCUCAAGACCCAGAAGGCCCCCCUCACUGUCCUUGCCUUCCCCAGGGUCUUCUUGGGAAGGGAGAGUAAGGAAGCCAGUUUGUUUAGUUGAACUGAGAGGGAGCCAAAGCCCUUGAUUCAGAAGUUGCUAAUUCAUCCCUACCUCCACCCUACAAGGCCCCAAGACCCAGAUUUCGCCUGCUGAGCAGGCAGGGAGGAUGGCCAGGGGAGCAUGGGCAAGGUCCUGGCCUGCUUUGGGCUGUACUGUCUGUGUUUGUGUGUGGCUGGUCAUGGCGAAGGGGACAGGCUGCUGUCCUGGUCAUACGCCACGAUUUGGCCUGUAUUCCUGUAUUUUAACUGAUGGCAGAGGUGUGCAGCACACGGGAGCGACGCUGUUUCAUGUGCAUUGAUUUCAACCCAAACAAAUAAAUGUCUGUUGGAAGCUUGGUUCAUAGAUA
This is a messenger RNA of Athene cunicularia (burrowing owl), 2966 nucleotides long. RefSeq lists its product as uncharacterized. The transcript is spliced from 6 exons. Bases 16 to 501 code for a protein of 161 amino acids. The record is from RefSeq and is a predicted model, not a curated record. NCBI's taxonomy places the organism in Eukaryota, Metazoa, Chordata, Aves, Strigiformes, Strigidae.